Microthlaspi erraticum is the source of this 486-nucleotide messenger RNA. The record is from the annotation of a GenBank genome assembly. Lineage: Eukaryota; Viridiplantae; Streptophyta; Magnoliopsida; Brassicales; Brassicaceae.
AUGGCUUCGCUCGGUUUCAACAUCGGCUUCUCCGUCCCCGGUGUACAAAUUCAGCAGCAUCGAAAAGUUUACGGAAGUGGAAGGGCUCGCGUUUUCUCCUGUAGCUCUUCUCUUUCUGCCGCGACGCCUCCUGAGAUAGAGCUCGAGUUCUUCGGUCCGAAGCCUGGGAGCGACGGGUCGUAUCCGGCGGAUAAAGCCAAGGCUAUGAGCGGCGAGAAGCUUCUGAGAAACAUUAUGAAGGAGAACAAAAUCGAACUGUACGCUACUUAUGGUAAAGUGAUGAACUGUGGAGGUGGAGGAAGCUGUGGAACUUGCAUCGUGGAGAUACUAGACGGCAGAGAUCUUCUGAACGAGAGAACAGAUGCAGAAAACAAGUAUCUGAAAAAGAAGCCGGAAUCUUGGAGACUCGCAUGUCAAACAAUAGUAGGGAACAAAGAAAACUCUGGAAAGGUUGUCGUUCAGCGGAUCCCGCAGUGGAAAAAGUGA